CGCAGAAUCAGCGCCAUAAUUAAACGGCGCUUGUCUUUAGAUAUCAAUGGACUUUUGUUUUUAUUUUUUUAAAAACAAAUUCUAGCAAACAAAGAUGAAAACAAAUUUUGAGGAAAGCGUCUCCUACGUCCAGUAGUCUUCCAAAGGAGUGGAGCUUUGUCCGGUACGUGGAGCUGACACGGAGCCGAUGCGGCCGGAGCGGGAAGUUAGCAGCGGGCGUUAGCCGCGGGGACACCGGUGUUACCGUCCUGCCUCCACCGCUCACUGCUUCCCUUCACCGGCCUCAGCAAGUAUGAGCUACCCGGUGAACCUCCAGGCCCUGCCCGGGGAAAUUCUCCAGGAGGUUUUCACUCCAGAAAACAUGAGAAGAAACAGGCGCUCUGUUGGUUCCCUCGCUCAGCUGGCGUUCCCUAAAUCCCGCUUGGCUCUGUGGGACGGCAGCGCAGCAGGAGAGAAGCUCCGCCUCCAGCUCUGCUCCCACAGGAAACUUCAGCUUGUCCUCCUGGAGAAAGCUCUGCGCCUGGCGCAGCGCCACGCCCGCCAUAGCAACAAGCCCCGCCUCCAUUGUUUCCUCCUGGGGUCACUCUCUGUGAACGAAGAUGAGGAUGGGGUCACCGUGACUUUGGACCGCUUCGAUCCGGGUCGGGACCAGGCCGGAACCACGGCGCCGUCUGCUCUGCUUCCUGGAGACGUUCUGGUCCCCUGCGUGGUUCAGCCCGAGAUGCCACAUGAUGCCGUUGUCCAAUCAGAGGCUGAGUUUCACCACUGCUUCAAGGCGCUGCAGCAGUUGGUGAGCAGCAGACAGACUCUGGAUCUGUCCCAGCUGCUGAAGGUCAAAGUUCACGUUGUUUGCCUGCAGCAGGCCGACGCCGCCACGUUCAGCCUCAGCUGGUCGGCCGUCUGUCCUGCCGUCCCGCUGGACGUCCAGCCGGUCCGCGCCAUCCCUAUCAUACCCACCGCCCUGCUGAGGUCGCUGACGAGCGUUGGCCGACCGGCGCCCCCCGCUGGCCGGCAGAGAGGGUUUCUGACCAUGGAUCAGAGCAGAAAGUUGGUUCUGCUGCUGGAGUCGGACCCCAAAGCCUCCAGCCUGCCGCUCGUCGGCCUCUGGCUGAGCAGCAUCACACACGCUUACAACCCUCAGGUUUGGGCCUGGAGCCUCAGGUUCAUGUUCGGCUCCGCCCUGCAGGACAGGGUUCUGUCUGAGCUCGGCUGCUUCCUCCUGGUCGUGUUUGGCUCCACCCACAGAACCCCUCAGUUCUUCCAGUGCCGAGAUUCCCGACCGGGACCGGGAGCCCAGCUGGACUUCCAGCUGCUGACGGCCUCCCAGGUCGCCACGCUCUACCAGCAGGUGGCGCCGGUGGACGGUGGGGCGCUGCGGUGCGAGUUGGGCCCGGUGGAUCCCAGCAGGCAGGACGAAGCGUUCAGAGCGGCUCACAGCGCCUUCAGCAGGGCGACGCCUCCUGCUGCCGGUCCGUCCGUCAGCGAUCAGGACUCUGGAGUCGAGGAUGAGGACUUUUCUCCCCGACCGUCGCCGAGCCCCCACCCUCCAGCAGCUCAGGCUCGCCACGUCCAGCCGUCCGUCCCUGAACUCUCCCUGCUGAUCGACGGCAGCUUCUCCUCCAAUCACAGCGGCGGGCAGCACUCUGGCCCCGCCCACCGGCGGCAUCCAGCCAACAGGAAGCCGGCUUCCCCCACCGCCGCUUCAUCAGCGGCACAGCCUCCUCCUCUUCCUCACCUCCACAGCACACCGAACUCCAACCUGCAGCAGCUCUGCGCCUGCUGCUCCGCCCACAACUGCACCUCCAUCUUCCCCUCGCCAGUGCUCCUCCCUGCUGCCGAUGCACCUCGCAUCCAGCAAUCUGCUCCUCUUGCUCCCUCUUCCUCUCUGAAAGCAUCUUCGCCCCUCGCCUCCUCACAGCACUACAACCCCAAGCAUCCGUCCACUCCUCCUCUUCCUCCCUGCAGCCAUCCGUCCACUCCUCCUCUUCCUCCCUGCAGCCAUCCCUCCACUCCUCCUCUUCCUCCCUGCAGCCAUCCCUCCACUCCUCCUCUUCCUCCCUGCAGCCAUCCGUCCACUCCUCCUCUUCCUCCUUUCUCCUCUCAACAGCAAACUCCUCCUCUUCCUCCUUCCUGCUCCUAUAAACAGACUCCUCUUCCUCCCUGCAGCCAUCCCUCCACUCCUCCUCUUCCUCCCUGCAGCCAUCCCUCCACUCCUCCUCUUCCUCCCAUCAGCCUCGCUCCUCCUGCCCCCAUGUGGCACGCAGGCCCCCCCUCCCUCGCUCGCCCCCCCUGUGGGAAUCCCUGCUGUGACAAAGUGGGCGGAGUCCUGACCUCUGACACCUACCAGCUGCUGCUGCAUCAGGACCAACAGCUGCGCCUCCUGCAGGCUCAGGUCCAGAUGCUGCUGGAGGCCCAGAGGAAGCUGCAGACCUCCGGGCCGCAGGUCCAACCGGCGACGCCCAGGAGCACCGCCAGCGUCGCAGUGGGAACGGGCGCCAGUCUGUUCUGGGGUCAAAGUCCCGACCUGACGCUGCUGCAGGAGGAACCAGAACCCAAACCCGACCCCAGAACCCCGCCUUCAUCCUCCACCAGCGCCUCCACCUCAUCACAUGACCUGUUGCUGCACAAGCCAGAGGACGGAGUGAGCUGCUCCCCAUCCGACCCCCACAGCACCAGCGGCCUGCAGAGUCCUGUUCUGGGAGAGAGCGUCAGCAUGUACGGACCUCCAGCAGAACAGCAGAGCUUCUACCAGAACCUGAUGACUCAGCUCAGCAGCCGCCUGCAGGAAUCGGACAGCAGACAGGAAGCAGAGGACGGCUGCAACAGGAAGAGCCCGUCUGAGUCCCACCACUCCCAGUCCCCCCACCACUCCCAGUCCUCCCACCACUCCCAGUCCCCCCACCACUCCCAGUCCUCCCACCACUCCCAGUCCCCCCACCACUCCCAGUCCUCCCACCACUCCCAGUCCCCCCACCACUCCCAGUCCUCCCAGCUGUCCUCAUCCGAGAGGAAGCGGGACCAGAAGAAGAAGAGGAGUCCAGACGGUGACGCAGUGACCCGAGCGACGCUGCGGCGGCUGCAGCAGCUCGGCGUCGCCAUGGAUACUGAAAAUCUGACGGAGUUGGACAAGAACCGAAUCAGAGCGGUGGAGAUGGCCAGCACCUUGGCGACCAUCGACCCAGCGGCCGUCGUCUCUAGGCUCAGCGUCUCCGAGGCAACGGGCAGUGAUCUGUUCGCCGACGGCAGCGUGGACCUGAGCCUGGAGGCCAACGCCAUCGCCCUGCGCUACCUCAGCCAAUCACAGCUCAGCAGGCUGUCCCUGGGAGGCCACGCCCCCUCCGGCGGCGGCGACUCCCUACUGUCGCCAAGCAACAUGUCCCUGGCCACCAGGAAGUACAUGAGGCGCUACGGCCUGAUCGAGGAAGAGGAGGAGGAUGAAGAAGAGGUCAAAGGUCAGGAGGCCCGGCAGCCGCUGAGUGACGCGCUGAACCUGAAGUCCCUCCCACAGAGUCAGCUGAUCCGGGAGCUGCGGCCCAAAAUGCAGCUGCUGGCCGGAACCAGAACCGGCGCUGGCGAGGAGAAGGAAAACCGAACGGUGCCGGUGGGCCGGACCGGUCCAAACGGGCCGCAGCCGGAGGGAUCGGUCGGGAACAUCCUGGACCUGAGCCGCCUGAGGCAGCUGCCCAAGCUGUUCUGACCCAACAGAACCAGAACCAAACCUGGACUUACUUUAAUACCUGUGAACUUUAGAUGAAGUCUAAGAACCAGAACCCGGUCAGAUCAGCUGAUCUUAUUUUUUUGUUUUCUGGUUUUAUGUGAAAAGUCUUCUGCACUUUUUUAAUAUUUCUAAUUUCACAAAUAAAAUUUGCUUCAGAUUUUAAAUAAA
Messenger RNA from Poeciliopsis prolifica (blackstripe livebearer), 3886 nucleotides. RefSeq names its product STIL centriolar assembly protein (gene stil). Bases 293 to 3697 code for a protein of 1134 amino acids. Gene Ontology annotation, biological process: smoothened signaling pathway; centrosome duplication; protein localization to centrosome. Gene Ontology annotation, cellular component: centriole; centrosome. The transcript is spliced from 16 exons. NCBI's taxonomy places the organism in Eukaryota, Metazoa, Chordata, Actinopteri, Cyprinodontiformes, Poeciliidae. The record is from RefSeq and is a predicted model, not a curated record.